Molecule: messenger RNA, 1456 nt
Organism: Erinaceus europaeus (western European hedgehog)
Lineage: Eukaryota; Metazoa; Chordata; Mammalia; Eulipotyphla; Erinaceidae
Gene: FUZ
Product: fuzzy planar cell polarity protein
Exons: 11
Coding region: 150-1409 (419 amino acids)
Biological process (GO): non-motile cilium assembly; vesicle-mediated transport
Source: RefSeq, a predicted model, not a curated record
GGCGGGAACAGAAUCCUCUUCCAAUCAAUUUCCUGUCUCGCCCUCUGGCUCCUUGGGAAGGCAGGCGGCCCGCUUUAGAGUUAUCACUGCCAUUCUCCGAAGCGGGCGCUGACCGUCCCCAUGUGGGGACUGCAGCGGGGGCGAUCCAGAUGGCGGAGGAGGGGACCGAGGGCACCGUGCAUCUGCUGUGCCUCGCCGCCUCCAGUGGGGUGCCCCUGUUCUGCAGGAGCAGCCGCAACGGCGCCCCAGCUCGCCAGCAGCUCCCUUUCUCUGUCAUCGGGUCCCUCAAUGGAGUCCACAUGUUUGGGCAGAAUCUCGAGGUGCAGCUGAACUCUGCGAGGACCGAGAACACGACCGUGGUGUGGAAAAGUUUCCAUGACAGCAUCACCCUCAUUGUUCUGUCUUCUGAGGAGGACACCUCGGAGCUAAGGUUGGAAAGACUACUCCAGAUGGUGUUUGGGGCUAUGGUUCUUCUUGUGGGACUGGAAGAACUGACCAAUAUUCACAACGUAGAGAGACUGAAGAAGGAGUUGAGGGCUAGUUACAGCCUCAUUGACAGCUUCCUGGGGCACUCGGAGCUCAUUGGGGACUUGACCCAGUGCGUGGACUGUGUGAUUCCUCCAGAGGGGUCCCUCCUACAGGAAACCCUCUCUGGGUUUGCCGAGACCUCUGGCACAGCCUUUGUCAGCUUGAUGGUGUCAGGCCGGGUGGUGGCAGCCACAGAGAGCUGGUGGCGGCUGGGGACACCGGAGGCCGUGCUGCUGCCCUGGCUGGUGGGGUCCCUGCCGCCACAGGCUGCUCGUGACUACCCGGUGUACCUGCCACACGGGAGUCCCACGGUCCCGCACCGGCUGCUGACCCUGACACUACUGCCGGGUUUGGAGCUUUGUCUGCUGUGUGGACCGCGGCCUCCCCUCAGCCAGCUGGAUCCUCAGCUCCUGGAGCGCUGGUGGCAACCCUUGCUGGACCCGCUGCGGGCCUGCCUGCCGCUGGGACCCCGCGCGCUGCCCGCCGGCUUCCCCUUGCACGCGGACAUCCUCGGGCUGCUGCUCCUCCAUCUGGAACUGAAACGUUGCCUUUUCACAGUGGAGCCCUUGGGGGAUAAAGAGCCUUCCCCUGAGCAGCGCCGGUGCCUCCUCCGUUCCUUCUACACCCUGGUCACUUCCACGCACUUCCCCCCAGAGCCAGGAUCACCAGAGGAGAAAACAGAAGACUCAGCCCACCAGCCCCAAGUGCCUCGAGCCUGCUACUUGGUGUCAGGAACUGAGGAGCCUGGCACAGGAUCUCGGCUGAUGGCCCUCCAGAUGGGGCCCCGGCGGCUGUUCCUGCUGCUGUCCGCACAGAGUCCCAUCCAUGGGCUUCGGGGCCUGGCCACCCACACGCUUCACGCCCUCACCCCACUUCUCUAACCCGGGGGGCUGGAGCUCCAAUUACAGAUAAAGAGCCGGGGACCCAG